GGAGCCUGCCCGGGGUGGGAGGAGGAGGAGGAGGGACUCCGCCGCGGCAACAACUGACGUGUCCCCGCCAUGGAGCUCGGCGUGAUUCAUCAGCGACGGCAGGCAGGCUGCGGGGUGCCGUGCACCGUCCCCGCAUAGGCACGGCCGCUUCGGGGACAGCUCCAGUGCCGCAUCGCGCUGCUUUUCCGUCUUCUCUAUCGUUGCCUGCACCUGUGCCCCCGCGGCGACGCGACGGGAAGGCAAGAUGGAAGAAAUCCUACGGAAGCUGCAGAAGGAGGCGUCGGGGAGCAAGCACAGGGCCAUCAAGGAGAGCUGCACCUGGGCCAUCGAAACCUUGGAUUCUCCUGACGCUGCUAUCAAGAUACCUCCUUAUCAGCUAAGGGAGAAGUGUCUCCUUCCUCUCCAACUGGCUCUGGAAUCGAAGAGCAUGAAGUUGGCCCAGCAGGCUCUUGCAGGGAUGCAGAAGCUGCUGUCUGAUGAGAGGUUUGUAUCCGUGGAAACAGACUCGGAUGAGAAACAGUUGCUUAAUCAGAUGCUGAAUGCCGUCAAAGUGACCCCUUCGCUCAAUGAAGAUCUGCAGGUUGAAGUGAUGAAGGUCUUGCUUUGUAUAACAUAUACCUCCACGUUUGAGCUGAAUGGGAGCUCAGUGUUGAAGAUUGCUGAGUUGUGUUUUGCAUGCAAUAGAGCUGGAAGUCCCCGAAUGCAUGAAAUGAUCAAAAUGUCCAUUGCAUACCUCCUUGGGGCCCUGAGCUCUCGAAUUUUUACUGGCAAUCCUUCAUCAGUGGCUUUUCAAAAGGUUUGCAUUGAGACAUAUGUAUCUAGCUGUCACCAGCGGAGCAUUAACACCGCUGUGCGGGCAACCCUCAGCCAAAUGUUGAGUGACUUGACUUUACAGUUACGACAAAAGCAAGAAAAUAUGACAAUUGAAAAUAAUGAGGCCCUGCAGAAAUUCAAAAGUCAAGGUACUUCAGCUGAGUCUCUUUGUGAUGAUGUUGUAUCUGUCCUCACUGUGCUCUGCGAGAAGCUCCAGGCUGUCAUAAAUGACAAUCGACAACUUCAGCUUCUUUAUUUGGAGUGCAUCCUCUCCAUGUUAAACAGCUCCUCUCCAACCAUGCACCAGCACAAAGGAUUCACUGAUCUGAUAUGGAAGCAACUGUGUCCAGCCCUAGUGGUAAUCCUGGGAAAUCCAAUCCAUGACAAAACUAUCACCUCUGCCCACAGCAGCAUCUGUCUAGAAGCUGAUUCACCUUCCUCAGGGGUCUCUGAUCAUGGCCGAGGUUCAGGCUGUUCAUCCACAGCACCUGCCCUCAGUGGGCCUGUUGCACGGACCAUAUACUAUAUUGCUGCAGAACUGGUUCGACUGGUGGGGACAGUGGAAUCCAUGAAGCCUGUGCUGCAGUCUCUGUAUCACCGGAUAUUGCUUUACCCACCACCUCAGCACCGAGUAGAAGCCAUCAAAAUUAUGAAGGAGAUACUUGGCAGUCCUCGGAGGCUUUGUGAUUUGGCAGGGCCCUGCUCUUCUGAGUCAGAAUCCAGGAAGAGGUCUAUUUCUAAAAGGAAGUCCCAUCUGGAUCUUCUCAAGCUUAUCAUGGAUGGGAUGACAGAAGCGUGCAUCAAGGGUGGUAUUGAAGCAUGUUAUGCUUCAGUGUCCUGCGUAUUCGCCCUGCUUGGAGCACUGGAUGAGCUAAGCCAUGGCAGGGGUCUUAGUGAGGAACAGGUCCAUCUGCUCCUCCGGCGCCUGGAAGAAUUGAAGGAUGGGACUGAGACAAGCAGGGACUCCAUGGAGAUCAAUGAUGCUGACUUCAGGUGGCAGAGGCGCAUUCUUUCCUCAGAAAAUCCUGCCUGGGAAUCAGGAAAUGAGAAAAGUCCUGAUAUUAGCAUUAGCGUUACCACAGACACUGGUCAGACCACUUUGGAAGGAGAUAUGGGACAGACAACUCCAGAGGAUAAUCUGGAAAGUCAAAAAAACUCACUGCCAUCUCCAGCUGGACAUGAAAGCAAAGAGAUUCAUUAUAGAGAACCAGAGUCAGAAGCCAUUGACCAGCCAGAUGUUGUUCAGAGAAGCCACAACAUAGUCUAUCCAGAUAUAACUAACUUCUUAUCAGUUGAUUGCAAGACCCGGUCUUAUGGAUCCAGGUACAGUGAAAGUAACUUCAGUGUAGAUGAUCAGGAUCUUUCUAGGACUGAGUUUGAUUCAUGUGAUCAGUAUUCCAUGGCAGCAGAGAAGGAUUCUGGCCGGUCAGAUGUUUCGGACAUAGGCUCUGACAAUUGCUCCUUGGCUGAUGAGGAGCAGACACCACGAGACUGUCCAGGUACCAGGUCCUUACGUACUGCUGCUCUCUCUCUAAAGUUGCUGAAAAACCAGGAAGCAGACCAGCACAGCGCACAGCUCUUCAUCCAAUCACUUGAAGCUCUUCUUCCUCGGCUCAUAGCUCUACCCAGCAUAGAGGAGGUGGAUGCAGCACUGCAGAACUUCUCUUCAGCUUUCUGCUCAGUUAUUCACCUUAUCCACGCCCCCAAAGUGACGUCAGUGGAAAGUCCGAGAAGGCAGCAGCACAGAACUUUCAAACCCUCACGAGGUACGAUGCACUCACCAGGAUUUGAAGGAAACCCAAAUUUCAGCUUCCAAACUCUGAUGAAUGCAGACAGUCUCUACAUGGUCUCUCAUUAUACUCUGCUGCUAAACCUGAAAUUGGCCAACUCAGAUUACUACAGGAAGAAGCCUCCCCAAGCUCCCGUGUUGCUGAAAGAGUUCAUGAAGCAGGUACAGUCCAGUGGAGUGUUGAUGAUAUUUUCCCAAGCCUGGGUUGAAGAACUGUACCACCAGGUACUAGAAAGGAACAUGCUAGGGGAAGCUGGAUACUGGGGAAGCCCUGAAGAACACAGCCUUCCACUUAUUACCAUGCUGACUGACAUCGAUGGCUUGGGAAGCAGUACGGUUGGUGGCCAGUUGAUGGCAUCUGCUUCAGCUCAAUCUCCUCUUUCCCAGAAUCAGAAGACAGAUGAUUCUGUUGUUGCAGGAGUUGCUUUUGCCCGAUACCUCUUAAUUGGCUGUUGGAAGAACUUGAUUGACACUUUGUCCACACCGCUGACUGGUCGCAUGGCAGGCAGCUCCAAGGGGCUGGCAUUCAUCUUGGGAGCAGAAGGAGCCAAAGAGCAGAACCAAAAGGAGAAGGACUCCAUAUGUUUGAGUUUGGAUGGAUUGAGGAGGGCAGCCCGCCUGAGCUGUGCCCUAGGAGUUGCUGCUAACUGUGCAUCUGCUCUUGCCCAAAUGGCUGCUGCAUCCUGUGUACAAGAAGAGAAAGAGGAAAAAGAAAUCCAAGAGCCCAGUGAUGCUAUAGCUCAAGUGAAACAGAAAGUGGAGCAGAAACUGGAGCAGAUGGGGAAAGUGCAGGGUGUCUGCCUACACACUGCUCAUGUUUUGUGUAUGGAUGCAGUCCUAAACGUGGGCCUGGAGAUGGGAAGCCACAAUCAAGACUGCUGGCCUCAUGUGUUCAGGGUGUGUGAGUACAUCAGCACUCUGGAGCACACCCACUUCAGUGAUGGCACCUCCCAGCCCUGCCUUACCAUCACCCAGUCACAGCAGGCACCUGGAGGCCCACAUUCAGACACUGAGCUGGGAGAGACUCCUCAGGAACAGACCCCUGAGCAGGAGACCACCCUCAGCAGUAAUCCUGUCAUUCAGCCAGUUUCCAUCCAGGAGCUUGUCAAGGAGAGCAGUAAGGGCAGAGCUUUCGACUUCCGUGGAGGCAGCUUGCUGUGUGGGACCAGUGCUGCCAAGGCUGUUCUCACACUCUCCACACAAGCAGACAGGCUCUUUGAAGAUGCUGCUGAUAAGUUAAAUUUGAUGGCACUGGCAGGCUUCCUUUACCAGCUCAAGAAGGCUUCUCAGGCCCAACUUUUCCAUUCUGUCACAGAUACAGUUGAUUACUCCCUAGCAAUGCCAGGAGAAGUAAAAUCCACCCAGGACAGGAGAAGUGCACUUCACUUGUUCCGACUUGGUGAUGCCAUGCUCAGAAUUGUGAGGAGUAAAUCCCGCCCACUGCUCCACCUCAUGCGCUGCUGGAGCCUGGUGGCACCUCACCUGGUGGAGGCUGCCUGUCACAAGGAGAGGCAUGUGUCUCGGAAGGCUGUCUCUUUCAUCCAUGACAUCCUUACCGAAGUGCUGACAGACUGGAAUGAACCUUCUCAUUUUCAUUUUAAUGAGUCACUUUUCCGCCCCUUUGAGCGUAUCAUGCAGCUGGAGCUGUGUGAUGAGGAUGUGCAAGACCAGGUGGUCACCUCCAUAGGAGAGCUGGUGGAAAUGUGUUCUACCCAGAUCCAGUCAGGAUGGAGACCCCUGUUCAGUGCCCUGGAAACAGUUCACAGCGGCAAUAAGUCAGAGGUUAAAGAGUACCUUGUAGGAGAAUACUCUAUGGGGAAACGCCAGGCCCCAGUGUUUGAUGUCUUUGAAGCAUUCCUAAACACUGACAGCAUCCAGGUCUUUGCCAAUGCCGCCACCAGUUAUAUUAUGUGCCUUAUGAAGUUUGUGAAAGGACUGGGGGAAGUAGAUUGUAAGGAGAUGGGUGACUGUGUGCCAGGAUCAGGAUCAGCAUCUACAGACUUGUGCCUUCCUGCGCUUGAUUACCUCAGGAGAUGUUCUCAGUUGUUAGCCAAAAUCUACAAAAUGCCCUUGAAACCUAUUUUCCUCAGUGGCCGGCUGGUUAAUAUGCCCCGAAGAGUGCAGGAGCAGUCAGCCAGCAGUGAGGAUGGCAUUGAGUGCAUCCUUUCUGACUUUGAUGAUGACACUGGCCUUAUCAAUGUCUGGAUUAUUCUGCUGGAAGAAUUAACAACUGCCAUAUCCAACUGUCCCCGCCAGCACCAACCUCCAACUCUGGAUCUGCUCUUCGAAUUGCUGCGGGAUGUUGCCAAGACACCUGGCCCAGGAUUUGGCAUUUUUGCGGUUGUACAUCUUCUUCUUCCUACGAUGUCCCUUUGGCUCCAUCGCAGCCAUGGUGACCAUUCUUACUGGGAUGUGGCAUCUGCUAAUUUCAAGCAUGCCAUUGGCCUUUCCUGUGAACUCGUAGUGGAGCACAUUCAAAACUUCAUACACUCAGAUAUUGGUUAUGAAAAUAUGAUCAAUACUAUGCUAAAAGAUCUUUUCAAGUUGCUGGUUGCCUGUGUAGCAGAACCAACAGAAAUUAUUUCCAGAGUUGGCUGCUCUUGUAUCAGGUAUGUAUUAGUGACAGCAGGUCCUGUUUUUACUGAAGAGAUGUGGAGGCUUGCAUGUUGUGCCUUGCAGGAUGCAUUCUCUGCCACUCUGGAGCCAGUAAAGAACCUAUUGGGCUAUUUCCACAGUGGUUCUGAAAGCUUUAGUGGAGACGCCUGUGAAGUGAAGGUGGCAGCCCCCUCCCUCUCGCCGAGUGCUGAGGCUGAAUAUUGGAGAAUCAGAGCCAUGGCACAACAGGUCUUCAUGCUGGAGACUCAGUGCUCCCCAAAGACCCCUAGCAACAAGGAGGGGUUCGAACAUGCCCAGUCAUGUGUGCUCGUCAUUGACCUGCCACCAGAUAAGAAACCAAAUGGGCAUACCCAGAGAAGUAUUCCUUUUAGGACGAUAGUGGUGAGCUUGCUGUCACACCAAGUACUGCUCCAGAAUUUAUAUGACAUCUUACUGGAAGAAUUUGUUAAAGGCCCUUCUAACCUAGAGGAGAAAAUGACAAUACAAGUACCAGAAAACAAGUUGGCUGGUUUUCUCAGGUACAUCUCCAUGCAAAACUUGGCUGUCAUCUUUGACUUACUGCUGGACUCCUAUAGAACAGCCAGAGAGUUUGACACCAGGCCCGGGUUGAAGUGCUUGCUAAAAAAAGUGUCUGGCAUUAGUGGAGCUGCCAACCUGUAUCGCCAGUCAGCAAUGAGCUUCAAUAUUUACUUCCAUGCUUUGAUUUGUGCUAUCCUGACAAACCAGGAGAACAUCACUGCAGAGCAAGUGAAGAAGAUCCUCUUUGAGGACGAUGAGAGAAGCACUGACUCAUCACAACAGUGCUCUUCAGAAGAUGAAGACAUUUUUGAAGAAACUGCCCAGGUCAGUCCUCCUCGGGGAAAAGAGAAGAGACAGUGGAGGGCUCGAAUACCAUCUCUGAGUGUACAGCCUGUCAGCAAUGCAGACUGGGGAUGGCUGAUCAAGCGGCUUCAUAAGCUCUGCAUGGAACUGUGCAACAACUAUAUCCAGAUGCACCUAGACCUGGAGAAUAACACAGAGGAGCCUCCAGUGUUCAAAGGCGACCCAUUCUUCAUUUUACCAUCCUUUCAUUCAGAAACCUCCACCCCAUCAACUGGAGGGCAGUCUGGGAAGGACACUCCAUCAGAAGAUGACCGGAGUCAAAUAAGGGACCAAAUGGGAGACAGCCUAACACCACGAAGUGGAGAAAUGCUGCUACUACCCCCACUCUCAAGUCCUAAACCAGAGAAAAAAGAACAAAACAGGAAAAAAGAAUGGUGGGAGAGUGCUGGCAACAAGAUCUACACCAUAGCCACUGACAAAACCAUUUCUAAGUUCAUGACAGAGUACAAAAAAAGAAAGCAGCAGCAGGCCAUGACAUCCUUCACCAAAGAGGUCAAAGUGGAAAAGAAAGGGGAGCUCCUGGGCUCCAGAGGGCAGGACUCACCCAUACUCCAGAGGCCACAACAUCUUAUAGACCAAGGUCAAAUGAGGCAUUCAUUCAGUGCUGGCCCAGAGAUUCUAAGACAAGAGAAGAGACCACGCUCAGGAUCCACAGUCAGCUCCCUGAAUAUAUCUGUCAGGGAUGCAGAGGCCCAGAUACAGGCAUGGACGAACAUGGUGCUGACAGUUCUCAACCAGAUUCAGGCUCUACCAGACCAAACUUUCACAGCGCUCCAGCCAGCAGUGUUCCCAUGUAUCAGCCAGCUGACCUGCCAUGUGACUGAUAUCCGUGUUCGUCAGGCAGUACGGGAAUGGCUGGGAAGAGUGGGCCGUGUGUACGAUAUCAUCAUUUAAACUAGCUGUGCUCUGUUGCAAAGGGGAGAAGACAGCCAGGAUAUACAGCAAAGGGGUAUUUGGGGUUCAUUAACUGCCUAUUUGUUGGUGAUAAAUUAAGAAACAACGAGCUUGUUGAUAUAUUUCCCCUAUCCACUUGAGACUGUGUGUUCCUCACACAUACUCGCAGAGCAGGUGAAGCAUGAAUGUGUCUGGGGGUAUGGAAUGACCCCAGAAUCUGCCAGUAAAUCAGACUGGUAUCUAAAGUCAAAAUACAUUUCAGUAACCUUCAUUUAGAUUCAAAUUUACAGCAGCAGGAGUCACAUCAAACUCUAGGUAAACAUCCACACUUGUAAAUAGCUAUGAAUGGAACCAUCAAACCAGGCAAGCAGGACCUAUAUAACAAAACAUAAAUAAAAAGGUGGCACUUGUUCAGAGUAACUUUUUCCAUUCAGAAAUUGGCAUGAGAGGAAAGCCAAAUAAAGAUUAUUACAGUACUAUAUGCCUUGCUAACUGAAGAAAGUUGAAAUUUAUUUUGCUCUGAGAAGAGCCUUUGAAAUCUGGUGAUAUUCAGAGUAGCAAGUGAGUGAUUGUUAAAGUAUCCCAGGUCUUAAACUGGUGAACCAAGCACAGGCUAUUUGUCCUUUCAUUACCCUUUGAAGUAAUGCUUGGGGAAAAAAGGCACUGUCAACCUGCCUUCUCUACAGCAUCACUCUGGCUACUUCAGCUAUGACCACAGGUGGUCAUUUUUCCACAUAUAUAAUUUCUCCAAAAGGCUACAGGAAGUUUGUUUUGCUGAUUUCUCUGAAGCUAGAGGGGAAAACACACCACAGAGCAAAGCUACAGCCAGUCUACAUGCCACUAUCCAGCACUUACAACACAGUGAAGUGUUCCUCCAGUUCAAGCAACACUGCAGCUAAGCUGACUUUAGCAUCUAUUCUAACUACUGCAGUCAGGACCCUUACACUAAAUUUAGCCUAUCACUCUAUGUUGAAGUUCAUCAAGAUGGAAAAUAGCCUAAAAAUAAUGUAACUAACCUUUCUACUUCUUUCCCCUUUCUCAUCUGCUGUAGUAAACAGGGAACAGAGUCUUAUGUAGCUACAUACUCCCUCUGUGCAGUGCUUCUAUAAGGACUGCUACAAUCUGCCAAUAUUAUUAGCGGGGGAGAGGUGGAAGGAUUGACUACUGUACUGUCAAAUAUUCACACUGGACACAGUGAAGGGUUACUUUUGCUUCACAAAUUAUGUGACAGGGACUUGUACUCCUAUACUACAUCAUUUGUUGAUUAGAUGUUUAAAUAAUUCAUCAGAACUAAUUUAAUCUUGGGUGAUCCCUUAAUGAUGUUCUUCCAAGACUUUUUAAAUGUUCAUACCAACUAAAUAUACAUCUUCGGUCCCUGCAUCCUCAAAAAACGUCAUCUUUUUACAUCAGUCCUGGACUUUGCUCAACUGUUUUUAGCAUCUUGAACCUGAAAAAAUAGAGGGUCAGUAAAAAAAAAAAAAAAAAAAAAAAAAAAA
Molecule: messenger RNA, 8490 nt
Organism: Lagopus muta (rock ptarmigan)
Lineage: Eukaryota; Metazoa; Chordata; Aves; Galliformes; Phasianidae
Gene: ARFGEF3
Product: ARFGEF family member 3
Exons: 36
Coding region: 245-6994 (2249 amino acids)
Biological process (GO): regulation of ARF protein signal transduction
Molecular function (GO): guanyl-nucleotide exchange factor activity
Source: RefSeq, a predicted model, not a curated record